ACGCAUGGACUAUAAUAGGAUGAACUCCUUCUUAGAGUACCCACUCUGUAACCGGGGACCCAGCGCCUACAGCGCCCACAGCGCCCCUACCUCCUUCCCCCCCAGCUCGGCUCCGGCUGUUGACAGCUACGCAGGCGAGACUCGCUAUGGCGGGGGGCUGCCCAGCCCCGCGCUCCAGCAGAACUCAGGCUAUCCCGCCCAGCAGCCGCCUUCGGCUCUGGGGGUGCCCUUCCCUAGCUCCGCAUCCUCGGGGUACGCGCCGGCCGCCUGCAGCCCCAGCUAUGGGCCUUCUCAGUACUACCCUCUGGGCCAACCGGAAGGAGAUGGAGGCUAUUUUCAUCCGUCGAGCUAUGGGGCCCAGCUAGGGGGCUUGUCCGAUGGCUACGGAACGGGCGGAGCCGGCCCAGGGCCAUACCCUCCGCCGCAGGCCCCUUACGGGAACGAGCAGACGGCGAGUUUUACACCGGCAUAUGCUGAUCUCCUCUCCGAGGACAAGGAAUCUCCCUGCCCGUCAGAACCCAGCACCCCCACGGCCCGGACCUUCGACUGGAUGAAGGUUAAGAGGAACCCUCCCAAGACAGCGAAGGUGUCGGAGCUGGGCCUGGGCGCGCCUGGCGGCCUCCGCACCAACUUCACCACGAGGCAGCUGACCGAGCUGGAGAAGGAGUUCCAUUUCAACAAGUACCUGAGCCGGGCCCGGAGGGUGGAGAUCGCCGCCACCCUGGAGCUCAACGAAACGCAGGUCAAGAUUUGGUUCCAGAACCGGCGCAUGAAGCAGAAGAAGCGCGAGCGGGAGGGAGGCCGGGUGCCCGCAGCGCCUCCAGGCUGUCCCAAGGAAGCGGCUGGAGACGCCUCCGACCAGUCGGCAUGCACCUCCCCAGAAGCCUCGCCCAGCUCCGUCACCUCCUGAACUAAACCUCCCAACCCACGAGGCUCCCCCGCACCGGAGCGCCCCGGUCCUGCCCUCUCCUCCGCUCUCCCUAACCCAGGCCUCGGCUU
This is a messenger RNA of Ceratotherium simum simum (southern white rhinoceros), 999 nucleotides long. RefSeq names its product homeobox B1 (gene HOXB1). Gene Ontology annotation, molecular function: RNA polymerase II cis-regulatory region sequence-specific DNA binding; DNA-binding transcription factor activity, RNA polymerase II-specific. Gene Ontology annotation, biological process: regulation of transcription by RNA polymerase II. Lineage: Eukaryota; Metazoa; Chordata; Mammalia; Perissodactyla; Rhinocerotidae. Gene Ontology annotation, cellular component: nucleus. The record is from RefSeq and is a predicted model, not a curated record.